CGUCCUCAGUCACUUUAUUUUUACUUCCUGUUUAAUGUAACUGAUCACAUAUCGGUGUCAUAUCUCAAAAUAUCAAUCAAUUUACAAAAUAUUGACUCGUUGGUAAGCGGAUCAACAAUAUUUUGUUUUUCUUUCAUGUUAGAUUUUUGCUUCGAAGUCGUCUUUGAAGUCGUCUCGUCAACAAGAACAUAGAAACCUGAACGUUAUACAAGUCGUCAAGCGGAAAGUGGAUUUCACAUCGUUUCAACUCGGACAUUUUACUUUGACGUUAUAGAGUAGAAUCGGCUGAAGAUGAUAACGGAGAAGUUCAGGGUGACUUGUGACGAGCGGGGGUCUCGACAGCAGGUCGCAUGCUGCGCAACCCACUGUGGAGUUCCAGUGAGCGGCAACGACCUGCUCGUCUAUACGGUGGCGGACGGCAAGCAGACUUUGCUGCUAAAAGGUCAUCAUGGUGAGAUUAACGCCAUGACUUUUGGGCAUGGGGUCAAGCCCGUGCUUCUUUGUUCUGCAUCUGCCGAUUACAUCAUUGUUUGGGAUGUCGCACACUGCGAGCAGAGAGUGAAAGAAGGUAAAGUGGCUGCUGGGGCAGUUAUUGGGACUUUACUGGGCCAUGUUGCCCAUCUGUCAUUCAGUAUCUCCAAUGAGCGGGUGGCAGCAUGCUCUGGCAGUGCAGCAUACAUACUGAACUCAAAGAGACAGGAAGAAAUCUCAACCAUGUCUGGUCACCUGGGACCUUUGACUGCAGCAGAAUUCUGUCCCUGGAAUGAGGACAUCCUUGUCACCACAUCAGAGGAUCGCACUUUUAGGGUGUGGGACAUAACCACAAACACAGUGCUCUACCAAUCAUUUGUGCUAUCAGCUACACCACUGCUUAGUGUUCUCAUGUUAGCGCAGAACAGGCACGUGAUCACCGGCUCAGCUGAGGGGCAGGUUUGGUGUUUUUCUCUCGAUGACGACUUCAAAUGUCAGCUGGUGACAAAAAUGGAUCUACAACAGAUGGAGAAGAGACGCCUUGGAGGACAGCCAUCUGUUAAUAACAUGGAAAUCUCCAAAACAGUUUUGAGAAUGGCUUCAUACCGCUCACUUGACCACUCCAACAAUGAACAGGCAAACUGGAUAUGUAUUGGAAGUGCGGAUGGAUUAUAUGUGGUCGAUCUGGCAACCUCAGACCUCCGAACAGUGAUAUAUUUCAGAGAUUACCCCACCUUGGGCAUUCCAUUGGCAGCUUCCUGGUGUGUUUCCUAUAUGGGUAACAACUCUAUCACAUUUUUUGUGAGCUCGCUACUCAGUGCAAGUAUGGUGCUGCUAGAGUUCAGCCUGUCUGACAACAGCAGAACCUCAACUGAAGAUGAAAUAUUUUCUGUGUUUGCAAGCUCGACGCCGCUGCGUGAAUCGCCCCUGAAUGCUGAGUUAAAGAGGAAGCCCAACCAUUCAUCUAAAAAAGGAGACAUAAAGGAGCAGCCACUUGUGUUCCAUUCGAAGGUGAAGUCAUCUGGAUAUUCUGCUUCCCCGAGGAAGGCGAUGUUUUCCAUCAAAACAAAUGUUCUAAAAGGUCGUACGUUUACAAAGCCGAACAAAAACGUUGGCUUCGUUAUCAAAGAGUAUCCAAAGGAUGCAGCAGCUCCAUCAGUUCAACACGUAAAUCUGGAGCUGUGUACCAAACCAGUCUGUUGCCUUCAGUAUUCAAGUGACGGGAAACAAACCCUGUGUGGCCUCGGCGACAAUUCUGUGUUCCUGUACAAGUCCUCAUUAUCUGGAAAUCCAUCUGUUUUCAUUGGGCACAACAAGCCCGUGAACAGUGUGAGCUGGAGUCUGAACCGGCAGUACUGGUUAAGUGCAUCAGAAGACCAAAGUCUGCGGAUUUGGACCAAUGGCAGCACAGAGCCUGCAAUUAUCAUGUCAGACAGUAGCCUCUCCAAACCAAUGAAAUGUGCCCAGUUCUAUUACUUGGACAAGUUUGUGCUUCUUGCAUCCGGGAGCUCUCUUUACAUGUACUUGUAUAACGUGGACGUGACACGCGACGACAUCAAGAGAUACCAGCAGCGGAGUGUCAUCAAAUUGACCAAAAAAAUAUCAACAACAUCAGGAACUGACAUCACAGGCCUGUCUGCCGUCAAUGACUUCCUCUCUUAUGCAGUUCUGGUCUGUGGUGCGGAUCGAUCGAUACAAAUAUUCGACAUGAACAAAUGCAAAGUUGCAGCAGAGCUACAUGAUGCUCACAGCAGAGCCAUCCACUGUAUCACCCAAAACAAAGGUUCAAUGUUCACCACGCAAGCUUCAGAGUCAUACAACCUCUUCCUCACGGGCGCGGUGACAGACGGGGUCAAGAUAUGGGAUCUCCGCACACUGAGGUGUGUACGUCGCUACGAUAAUCACGUAAACCGCUGCCAUCCCUGCGCCUCUGCUAUCUCACCCUGUGGUCAGUUCAUAGCCUGUGGAUCUGAAGAUAACUGUGCCUACAUGUAUGAUAUCCGGAGCAGUGGGUACCUACACAAACUCCAAAAACAUUCAGAGACAGUUCUCAGUGUUGCUUUCAACCCAGCCAAACCUGAGCUUCUGACUGGGACUCUCGAUGGGAAGCUGAGGUUGUACCAGUCCACCACUGGAGACCAUCUGUCAGAUCCCACCUGUGAAACACUGCCCAGCUUCCAGGGCAUGACUUUGUAAUUACUAUAGCAACAAAACAUUUUUUUCUGUUCUAAAAUAAACUUUUGACUAUGGUUAAGCCUCAAUGUGAUUUGUUAACACAAUGCACAAUA
Molecule: messenger RNA, 2759 nt
Organism: Synchiropus splendidus (mandarinfish)
Lineage: Eukaryota; Metazoa; Chordata; Actinopteri; Syngnathiformes; Callionymidae
Gene: wdr27
Product: WD repeat domain 27
Exons: 24
Coding region: 292-2667 (791 amino acids)
Molecular function (GO): protein binding
Source: RefSeq, a predicted model, not a curated record